Messenger RNA from Diaporthe amygdali, 774 nucleotides. RefSeq lists its product as uncharacterized. The coding region runs from base 1 to 774 and encodes 257 amino acids. Lineage: Eukaryota; Fungi; Ascomycota; Sordariomycetes; Diaporthales; Diaporthaceae. The record is from RefSeq and is a predicted model, not a curated record. The transcript has a single exon.
AUGGUCAACUUCAAAGACUUGCCUGUGGAGAUGCGAUCCCAAAUCUGGGCCGCGUCUCUGUCUAAUGCAGAUAUGCAGGGCAUAUACUUCUUUGACCCGGAGGACUUUGGACUUGAUGAACAUGGUGAGGGCAAUCACGCCGACUCAGACUGGGAGGUGGAGCGCGAGGUCAUCGUCGCUUUCCCGACAAUCAUGCACUUGUGCCGCGAGUCUCGCGAGUACGCCAAAAGCAAUCUAUCGUUCAGGGAGGACACCUUCAAAGGCAUCAACGUGCCCUGCCGCCCGUACCGACCAGAGACGGAUAUCUUCUUUGUGCCGCACCAGCAUUUCGACAGCUUCGUCACAGCUGUCCGGACAGCCCAGGACGACGAGUACCUCGGGAAGCUCCAGGACGGCAAGAAGGCAUUCUGCCGAGAGAUCGCGAAUCUUGCCUUCAGCUCGCGUAUUCUCGCGGACGAGGAUGCGGGCAUGUUGGCAUAUUUCGUUACCGAGAUGACGGCACUGCGGCAUCUGUUCUUCGUGUUUGGCAACACUGAUACGCUCGACUUGUCGAAGCCACUGGCUUUGGCCGACCUGGAGACAGGCAAGGCAGAACUAGUCCAUGGGAAGCCGCGCACCAAGGUCCACGUGGAAGAGACACUAGAUGGGUUUAUGAACGAAGCGUCACUCUGGGAGAUAUCUGAUGAAGCUACUGCGCCGUGGGAUGAAUAUACUGGCGAGUGGCUUUUUGACAUGGUGGCAAAGAGGAUGGAGCAAGUCCGUGGGUUGAUCUAG